This is a messenger RNA of Cryptomeria japonica (Japanese cedar), 2032 nucleotides long. Its product is annotated as heat shock cognate 70 kDa protein. Bases 1 to 1824 code for a protein of 607 amino acids. Gene Ontology annotation, biological process: protein refolding; cellular response to unfolded protein. The record is from RefSeq and is a predicted model, not a curated record. Gene Ontology annotation, molecular function: misfolded protein binding; ATP hydrolysis activity; heat shock protein binding. Lineage: Eukaryota; Viridiplantae; Streptophyta; Pinopsida; Cupressales; Cupressaceae. The transcript has a single exon. Gene Ontology annotation, cellular component: cytoplasm.
AUGGACAUAGCGGGCAAAGAUAAGGCUAUUGGCAUUGAUCUCGGGACGACUUACAGCUGUGUGGGAGUGUGGCAGCAUGACAGAAUUGAAAUUAUUCCCAAUGACCAGGGAAACAGAACCACUCCCUCCAUGGUUGCUUUCACCGCCACUGAGAGACUUGUUGGAGAUGCUGCCAAGUUCCAGAUUUCAACUAAUCCUACCAACACUGUGUUUGAUGUCAAGAGACUCAUUGGAAGGAGAUACAGUGACCCCUAUGUGCAGUCUGACAAACAAUUGUGGCCAUUCACCAUCGUUCCAGGGAAGAAUGGCAAGCCUAUGGUUGAAUUGGCCUAUAGAGGUGACAAAAGGCUAUUUGCGGCUGAAGAAAUCUCGUCCAUGGUGUUGGCGAAAAUGAAGAUGAUAGCCCAGCAAUAUCUACACUGUGAUGUGAAGAAUGCUGUUAUUACUGUGCCUGCUUAUUUUAAUGACUCGCAGAAGCGAGCAACUAAAGAUGCGGGUAAGAUUGCAGGGCUUGAUGUCAUGCGUAUCAUCAAUGAACCCACGGCUGCAGCAUUAACUUAUGGCUUUGGUGCAUUGGAGGAAGGAAUAAUAAAUAUUCUAGUUUUUGACCUUGGAGGAGGCACCUUUGAUGUAUCUGUAGUUACAGUUGAAAGUGGUAAAGUUGAAGUAAAAGCUGUUGGAGGGGACAUGCAUUUGGGAGGUGCUGAUUUUGACAACAGGAUGCUUAAUUAUUGUGUUCAGCUGUUCAACAAAAAACAUAAAGUGGAUAUGACAGGAAGUCAUAAGGCUCUUCGAAGACUACGUUCGGAGUGCGAGAGGGCUAAAAGAAGUUUAUCGUCCGCAGUAGAGACUGUAAUCGACAUAGAUAGCCUGUAUGAAGGGCAAGAUUUCCAUUCAAAGAUUAGGAGGGCAAAGUUCGAGGAGCUCAACGCGGACCUAUUUGACAGAUGCAUGGAAUUAGUGAAGCAAUGUAUGCAAGACUCAAGGAUGAGCAAACACCAAAUCAACGAGAUUGUGUUAAUAGGAGGUUCUUCACGUAUACCCAAGGUACAGGAAUUGCUAAGUGAAUUCUUUGAGGGAAAGGAGCUCUGCAAAAGUGUAAAUCCAGACGAGGCAGUUGCUUAUGGUGCAGCUUUACAGGCAGCUGCACUGAAUGAGGAAAACAUCAACUUAGUCUUGAUGGACGUGACUCCUUUGAGUCUUGGAUUUGAAAUUAACGAUGGUGUCAUGGAAGUAAUGGUUCCCCGUAAUACUCCCAUACCUACUCUGAAAGAGACGUCUGUCACCACAAGGUUUGACAACCAGACAAGUGUAAGUUUUCGAAUUUAUGAAGGCGAGAGUCGUUUGGUUGCACACAACAAUUUGCUCGGUGAAUUUGUCCUAGAUGGGAUUCUACCUGCACGGUGUGAUGUACCACAGAUUAGAGUCUUCUUUCAAGUGGGCGUAGAGGGAAUUCUUAGGGUCUCUGCCCUGGAUGUGGGAACAGGGUUAGACAACCAGAUUACUGUUACAAAUGAGUUUAAGAGACUGAACAAGGAGGAGAUAGAUAGAAUGGUGGCUGAUGCAGACAUAUUCCGAAAAGAGGAUGAAGAAAUUGCAGAAAAGCAUCUUGCUAAAAACAAUCUGGAAUGUUAUGUAUGUAACAUGAAAAGCAGGGUGACAGAAGCCAUGAGUAAGGGGAGGAUAACAAGAAGAGUUGCAGGCUAUAUCAGUGGGGCACUUAACACUGUUGAAGAAUGGCUGGAUGAGAAUGAAAAUGCCACAGUCGAGGAAUAUCGAGCCAAAUUGGAGCAAUUGUCAAGGACAUGUAGGUGCUUAAAAUAAAAGGAAAUGCUUAGGUUUGUAGUUGUUUAUGAUUAAUGUUAGGAAGAACAUUGGGCGUUGGGAGAAGCUGGUUUUAUUUUUGCUCACUUUUCAAGACAGUUAAGAAACUUGAAAUUAUUAGUUAUACUUACACAUAUUUGCUUUCGGUAAUCUAAUCCUGACAAUAGAAAAUACUUCGAAUCAGUACAUUAGAAUCUGAACAACCUUG